Podarcis muralis (Common wall lizard) is the source of this 1652-nucleotide messenger RNA. RefSeq names its product proteasome 26S subunit, ATPase 3 (gene PSMC3). The record is from RefSeq and is a predicted model, not a curated record. Gene Ontology annotation, molecular function: ATP binding; ATP hydrolysis activity. NCBI's taxonomy places the organism in Eukaryota, Metazoa, Chordata, Lepidosauria, Squamata, Lacertidae.
AGCUUUAAAGAGAGACGGGGAACAUUGAGAGACGUCGGUCACCACUGCAAAGAGAGUCAUUAUCGCUGCUCUCGCCAAGCGCGUCGAAUCUGCUGCUUCGAAGGCGGAGCUUGGCUAGUGUGGCUAAAGAAAGAUGGCGUCGGUCUGGGAUGAAGCGGAGGAUGGGAUCGGCGAGGAGGUCCUCAAGAUGUCCACGGAAGAGAUCGUGCAGAGGACCCGCCUGCUGGACAGCGAAAUCAAGAUCAUGAAGAGUGAGGUGCUGAGAGUAACCCAUGAGCUGCAAGCCAUGAAAGAUAAGAUCAAAGAGAACAGUGAGAAGAUAAAAGUAAACAAAACACUGCCAUAUCUUGUUUCCAAUGUCAUAGAGCUGCUAGAUGUUGAUCCCAAUGACCAAGAGGAGGAUGGAGCAAAUAUUGACCUUGAUUCUCAAAGGAAGGGCAAGUGUGCUGUGAUCAAGACCUCUACUCGUCAGACUUAUUUCCUGCCUGUGAUUGGGUUGGUUGAUGCUGAAAAACUGAAGCCUGGAGAUCUGGUGGGAGUGAACAAGGACUCUUACCUGAUUCUGGAGACCCUGCCCACAGAAUAUGACUCACGGGUCAAAGCCAUGGAGGUGGACGAGAGGCCUACAGAGCAGUACAGUGAUAUUGGGGGACUGGAUAAACAGAUCCAAGAGCUGGUAGAAGCGAUUGUCUUGCCAAUGAAUCAUAAAGAAAAAUUUGAAAACCUGGGUAUCCAGCCUCCUAAAGGGGUCCUCAUGUAUGGACCUCCAGGAACAGGAAAGACACUUUUAGCAAGAGCAUGUGCUGCACAGACAAAGGCUACAUUCUUGAAGCUGGCUGGCCCACAGCUGGUGCAGAUGUUCAUUGGAGAUGGAGCCAAAUUAGUGCGAGAUGCCUUUGCAUUAGCCAAGGAGAAAGCACCUUCUAUCAUCUUUAUUGAUGAACUUGAUGCCAUUGGCACAAAAAGAUUUGACAGUGAAAAGGCUGGUGAUCGGGAAGUACAGAGGACCAUGUUGGAAUUGCUGAACCAGCUUGAUGGGUUCCAACCUAACACACAAGUCAAGGUGAUUGCUGCGACUAACCGUGUGGAUAUCCUAGAUCCUGCUCUACUCCGUUCAGGACGACUGGAUCGUAAGAUUGAGUUUCCAAUGCCCAAUGAGGAGGCUAGAGCCAGGAUUAUGCAGAUCCAUUCACGCAAGAUGAAUGUCAGCCCUGAUGUGAAUUAUGAAGAGCUGGCUCGUUGCACAGAUGACUUCAACGGGGCACAGUGCAAGGCUGUGUGUGUGGAAGCGGGGAUGAUUGCCUUACGGCAUGGAGCUACAGAGCUUACCCAUGAAGAUUAUAUGGAAGGAAUCUUGGAAGUCCAGGCCAAGAAGAAAGCCAAUCUACAAUAUUAUGCCUGAUUCUUGCACCUGAAGCUUAUUAUUCAGGCUUUGGCUGAGAAAACCAGGAUCAAGAGUUGGAUCUGGAACUUUCUUACUUUCUAUUAUUACCUGAUGGGCUAAAAUAAAGCAUUUGCUUUGACUAAGGCAGCUGUUAUGUUGCUACACCUUGAAGAAAAAGAAUUACCUUCGUGGAAUGGUACCCUUAUGCAUGUAUGAGGCAUAUGUCUUCUUUUUAACCCCUUAAAAACACCAAAAUUUGCACAAAGAA